Cryptotermes secundus is the source of this 995-nucleotide messenger RNA. RefSeq lists its product as uncharacterized. Gene Ontology annotation, cellular component: extracellular region. Lineage: Eukaryota; Metazoa; Arthropoda; Insecta; Blattodea; Kalotermitidae. The record is from RefSeq and is a predicted model, not a curated record. The transcript is spliced from 5 exons. Gene Ontology annotation, molecular function: hormone activity. The coding region runs from base 1 to 750 and encodes 249 amino acids.
AUGCAAAGUGAUCGCGAGAAGAAGAUUCCAGUUUUUAAGUUCACGUCUGCUAGGAAGCCCACGCUACUGGAAUCACUUUCAGAAAUCCUUAGGGAUCAGCAAGAGCUGAACAAGGAGAGUGGAGAGGACCUCGGACUUGGACGGAUUAAGACAGGUUCAUUGACAACAGUUCCGAGAGAAGUAGAAAAAUAUGAGAUGGACUCAGUGCCAGAGUAUGCGUGCGAAAAGAAAGGAGUAAGAUUGCAGUUGAAAGAUGGCGCCGGAAAAGCGUCCUAUAUAACGCAGCGACAGUCCACCUCUUGCAGCAGUAGUCGAAAGGACCCUUCUGCAGGAACACCAAGGAUGAGGAAUAUCUUUCUACGGGUAACUGUUUUCGCGAUGAUCUGUUCGUGGGCAUUGCCUGAGAGCCAGCUGGGCAUGCGCAAGAGAGAGGCAGCCUACAGGUACUGCGGUCCCAACCUCGCCAACGUCCUGCGGUUUAUCUGCAACGGCUCGUAUCACACUGACGAGCACUGGAAAAGAAAUUCAGGCUCCACUGAAAUGAACAAGGCACAGGACACGGACGGCAGCCCGUGGUUCCAAACGGGAGAUGCAGAAGAGGUGUUCCCAUUCCGGCCACGGUGGAUGGCUAACCAGUUCACAAACAGAAACUUCCGCCGCCAGAGGAGGAGCGCCGGUAUUGUUGAGGAAUGUUGUGUGUUCAAAGGCUGCACAGUCAGCGAACUGUCCGAGUACUGCUCCGCGAGGUAGUCGAGGCGACUGCAGACAUGCAUACAGACCUCUCUCAUUAUGACCGGCUCCAGUCAAAUGAAAUAAAUAUGGAUUUAAUAUGUAUUUAUAAUUAAAUAAACGUAUAUGACAAGUUUCUUUACUUCUUGUACCGAACGGUACUGUCAUUAGUUAUUGCAGUACAUGUAGUAAUCUGACAUGUUCUACAUCCUAGCCACAUUGUGACCAGAGAGGAUUCAUGGAAUUUUAAAAUAAAUGAAUGAAUG